This is a messenger RNA of Lactuca virosa, 1422 nucleotides long. The record is from the annotation of a GenBank genome assembly. Lineage: Eukaryota; Viridiplantae; Streptophyta; Magnoliopsida; Asterales; Asteraceae.
AUGAAUUCCCAUUGCAGGAAAGUGUUAAGAGAUGGAGAAAGCAGCAAGAAGACGAGGAAAAGAACUGGAAAAUCUGGUGAUGACGUAAGGGGGAUCAGGAAGGCUCAACAGCAACAGAGCCGGUUUCGUGCAUUAAGAGAAGAAGAGUUGCAAGGCCCACCAUCACGCACUAGGGCUAGCCUCAAGAGAAGACUCCAUGAACCUUCUUCAUCAACAAAACUCCAUGUAGAAAAGAAACUAAAUCAAGAAGAUGGGUCAAGAAAUGAUGAUGAGCCAUUGGGUGCACCAUCAAUCACUCAAUCGUUGCCUGAUAAACAGACAUUAGAGCACAUUAUCGACAUAUUGCAAAGGAAGGAUAUAUAUGAAAUAUUUGCUGAACCAGUUGACCCUGAAGAGGUUGAGGACUACUAUGAAAUCAUCGAGGAACCUAUGGAUUUUGGAACCAUGCGAGCUAAACUUCAUGAAGGAAUGUAUACUUCCCUCCAGCAAUUUGAGCAUGAUGUAUUUCUGAUAUCAGGAAAUGCGAUGCAUUUUAAUUCUUCUGGUACCAUUUUCUUUAGACAGGCUCAUGCAAUACAUAAACUAGCGAAGAGGGUUUUCCAUGUACUGAGAAGCAAUCCAGAAAACUUUGAGUCAGAAUUCUCAGGGACAAGGCGAAGAUCUUGCAGAAGAUCCCAGGAUGAGUUCAACGGCAAAUCAUUCUCAAAAACUUCAGAAAAUACUAGAGGCAGUCGAGAUGGUAACAGAUGUGAUUCCGUUGAAGCAGAUCGACGAUCCACUUACAAACCCCACCUGGACAUGAUCAACGAAGACAAGUUUCCAAAAUCCUUAGUCUAUUUAAACCACCACCAGGAGCAUGGCUACCGGAAAAGCCUAAUGCAGUUUGUGAAAGACUUAGGUCCGACUGCCCAAAUGGUGGCCAAACGAAAGCUCCAGAGCUUGUCUGGAGAUGAUGCCUCCGUCUCUCAUGAUCAUCAAACAACAAGACAAGAUCCUCAAAUCCCAUUAACUGGUCAAACAAAGAAUUGGAUCUUGUUUGGUUCUUGUCAUUCUGUCUUGAAUGAUGGAAAACAAGAUUCCACAAUGAAAACAGACACUCAGAAUCGAAUCAUCAUGAGUAGAGAUCAAGAUUCCUCUUUGUUGAGUACUUCCCAAGUUCUAAGGAUGACAAAUGGUAGAGAUUGCGAUGAAAGCACGUCAAGAGGGUUAUUCAACAGCCCAUUGAUGACUCGUGCGCCGUUGGAUUUAGGGUUCUUGAAAUCAAAGAUGCGUGGGGAAGAUGAGUGGCGGAGGAGAAUCUGAUCGUGUAGAAGAAACGUACCCUGUUGCUAAUUGCCAUAAUUGAUAUUUAAUGAUUUGACUAUCUAAAAUCCAGUUGUGUAGUAGCGUUCUUUCUUUUCAAUACAAUCUGUGAAUGAUGCG